GCUCGCACGCACACACCGCUACGCCACUGCCUUACAAACGGCGUAUCGUCGCAGGACGCGCACACGUGCGCACCGCGCAGCCCACUAAAUACGAACGCGCCCGUUUGGUGGCAUACGCGUGACGCCUCCCCCCUGCACUGUUGCCUGCCUCUGCGGGCGAAUACCGAGCGGGUGACUCCGCGUUCAUGGCUCGUUUUGUAAUACUACUCACUUCACUCUGCUCUACUCAAACUAGUUGUCGUCGUGACAUCGCGCGCUGUGCGCGUCUAGUGACUUCGUAUGAAUACGAGUAGCGUUCUUUGUUCUUUUAUAUAAUAAAUAAGUGCAAUGCAAAGGUUGUGAUUGAAAACUAAGUUUUAGAUCAAGUGAAUGGGCGAGGUCAGUGGUUUGUGCACAAUAUAUCUAAGUGUGCUGCGGUGCGGUCGUGGCGUAGUCCCGCGCAGACUCCGAACGCGGUGGAAAUAACAAACUCGUUUACCUAUUAAGAGUGCAACUCCAUUCUGGAUAUUUUCCUUUUAUGAAAACACAAACACUCAUUUGACGUGCGUCUUCCAUUUUAUUGUUUUGUUGUGUCAAUUUAAAGAUGACAAGAGGUUGAAAAGGCGCGGGACGCCGGCCUUUUGGCAUAAAUUGCUAAUAGUGAGAAGUGGUGUUUAUGAGUCAUAGCACGCUGCACGUUGCGAUGCGAGGGAAAUGAUGAAUGUGAACGAGCCUAGCAAGUGGCAGCGCGGAGGUUUCCUCUUCACGCUAAACAGGAGCUUUCGGUUGGCUAGCGGCAAGUCUAGGAGUGUUCACAGUUCCCUCACAGAUAAUAAAAACAUACAAGCAAUGGAUUUUGCGGGCCUUAACUCGUCGAAUGAUGCAUCAUCGGCACUUAAACCGUUAGAAAUAGUCGCACCCCGUAUUGAUACUUACCGGUUCUCGAUGGCUAAUCUGGAAGAGAUUCAGGAUGCGGAUUUGGACGCAAUUCUGGGAGAACUUUGCGCCCUGGACUCCGAAUACGAUGAAGAAAUAUCUAGAGUGUCAACAAGCUUUACAUCAAACAUUAAGGAAAAAGAGGGUCCAGGCGAAGGACGACCGUCAAGACAAGAAAAAGAAUGCAGUGACGGCGUUUCAUCCAUCACACGGACUGACUCUCCCGACAAUGACUCCGCAUUUAGCGACACGGUAUCCAUGCUUUCAAGUGAAUCGUCCGCAUCGAGCAGUACAAGUUCAAAAUGCAAAGCUUUAAAACUAAGUUUACAUCAAAAUCAAAAGGAUGCGAGUUUCCAACAGAAGGCGGACAAAAUAAAAUUAGCCUUAGAACGAAUGCGCGAGGCGAAUGUCAAAAAAUUAUUUAUUAAAGCCUUUUCUAUGGAUGGGUCUUCCAAAAGCUUGUUGGUAGACGAAAAAAUGACGUGUGGAUACGUUACGAGGCUUCUAGCCGACAAAAACCACGUCACCAUGGAACCAAAAUGGGCUAUUGUUGAACAUUUGCCUGAUCUACACAUGGAGCGGGUAUACGAAGAUCACGAAAUGCUUGUUGAUAAUUUAAUGUUAUGGACGCGAGAGUCAAAAAACAAAAUCUUAUUUGCCGAGAGACCGGAUAAAAUCUCUCUCUUCCAAACACCGGAAAAAUUCCUACUGACCGAAGAUGACAGAGGGUGGUCCAGUGAACAAGACGAACAUUCAAGACAAGUGAUCAUUGAGGAAUUUUUCGGUCAAAGCAACGACUCCACGAACGCAGCGCCAUCUGUGUCGGGGCACCAGGUUCCCCCCAUGGAAGGACCACUAUAUCUAAAGAAUGAUGCCAAAAAAGGAUGGAAGAAAAUUUAUUGUGUUCUGCGUCCGUCUGGACUAUACUACUCACCCAAAGACAAGGUGAAAACAUUGAAGGAACUCGUCUGCCUGGCGACGUUCGACACGAAUGAAGUGUACAUAGGUUUGAAUUGGAAGAAAAAGUACAAAUCACCAACUGACUAUUGCUUUGCGAUAAAGCAUCCGAGGCUGCAGCAACCAAAGAGUGUAAAAUUCAUUAAGUUCCUUUGCGCUGAUGAUCAGCGCACGCUUGAGAGAUGGGUCACCGCAAUGCGAAUAGCAAAGCAUGGACGGCAACUAUUAGAAAAUUACCGAAGUCUCGUAGAAGAAUUAACUCAAGAAGAUUUAGACCAUCUUGCUCACGCUCGAUCUUGCUCAAUAACGUCAAUUCCGGCGAAAACGAACGGUGGUGCCGUGGUCGGCAUCAACAGUCCGGCACAAUCUACGUCCAGUAACGUCAGUGUGGCUAACUCAGAUAUCAGCAGUGGCAGACAUUCACGGGCAUCGUCAUCCAGCUCCAGUGGUUGCCUGUCGGACGGCGGUACCGCCUCGGAAAGCGCAUUCGACUGUGAAUUUCCUAUGGGAACAAUAAAACGCAAGCCAUCAAUGAAGCCAAACAUACCUCUAACCUGGAUGACGCGCCAACUCAAGGAAAUGGUGGAGAAAGGAGACGAGUGUGGCGUGGAAGACGAGGGAGGAGGCGACUCGGGCACCCUCACACGGAGGACCAGGCCCACGCGUACAGACGAUUCUACGCUCAAGCGACACCACGCACUAGACACAUCGGAGAGCGCAGUGUACAGUACCACAACGAACACCCACCUAGGCACCGUCAGCCCAGUCUGUCACGAGGCUGCGUCACCCACAUACGGCCAUUACGAAACCAUCUGCCAAGACAGAUCCUACAGGAACAGUGUCGAUAACAGCUCAUCUAUUUACGGAUACUCAACGAUAUACGACAAAGUGCAGAGACCUCAAACAAUAAAUGAUACAGAGGAUCUUUCGCUUCCUCCUCCCCCGGCCGAAGACAUACCUGAUGCAAUGUUCAGUUCUACCCUGAGCUUAGAUUCACUGCCACCACCGCCACCACCACCGCUUGACACAAUCGAGGACCUCUCUGGCUCGCAGCUUAGUCUUCCUCCUCCUCCACCAGAGCACACCAUCGAUGUUCACGCUGGGCGAGUUCAAGACAUAGUCAGUCAGUUGACAGCGCAACAAAUAGAGCAGGCGUCUCGUGCCGGCCAGUCAAGACUAUCAACGCGGAGUAUGGAGUCGAGCCGUUCAUUCCCACGACAACCCUCAUUAGACAGUGUCAACUCAGAAGCAUCGAGAACAUCAUCGCUUCAGUCAGAUAAAAGUAUAUACGGACAACAAAAUGCUGCCUACGGUGCUUGUCUAGUGGAACUGCAAGCAAAGAAGUUAAGUAACGGUAGUCCUUCCAUUCAAAAAAAGAUUACUGCCGAACCCGCUAAAGAACGUACCGGCUCUAUAAAAAAAGUAAAUUUUGCAGAUGAUUUGCCAACCUCCUCGGAUAAGAAAAACAAAAAGAUCUCAUUCAAUUUAAAAGAGCCAACGCCAAUUUCACCACGUAAGCCUUUGCCGCCAAAACGCAACGAAAGCACUCGUCUGUCAUCACCAAAAAAGUUGGCCGAUUCUAACAGUAAUCCACCCAAAGAAUUUCUUAAAGACUUGCAAAGGGUUAUGCGUAAAAAAUGGCAAGUAGCCCAAAAGUGUAAAUUGGAACCGGCAACGACGCCCCAUGAAGUUCUCGGAUUAGAGUACCCCUUGUCGGACGACUACAAAGAAACCAGCGUGUCGAUGUGGGUGCAGGAGCAUUAUGGCACAGGCGUAGAAGAUCCGUUUUACGAGAACGUGUACGGAGGUGAACAGCCACCUCGCCGUGAGGAGCCGAAGCCUAUCAAAAAGAGGCCGCCGCCAGCCCCGCCGCGACGCAGCGAGUCCACGCACCUCUCUACACAUACGCACGCGUCUGCUGUGCAGCCGACGGUUUGA
Molecule: messenger RNA, 3810 nt
Organism: Manduca sexta (tobacco hornworm)
Lineage: Eukaryota; Metazoa; Arthropoda; Insecta; Lepidoptera; Sphingidae
Gene: pico
Biological process (GO): signal transduction
Source: RefSeq, a predicted model, not a curated record